Messenger RNA from Rhagoletis zephyria (snowberry fruit fly), 1437 nucleotides. Lineage: Eukaryota; Metazoa; Arthropoda; Insecta; Diptera; Tephritidae. The record is from RefSeq and is a predicted model, not a curated record.
AUGUCCUCCUCACACUCCGGACAGCCACUCGGAGAGGGACUUCAAGAGGAGGAAGAGGACGAGGAUGAAGGAGGAGUUGAGGACCAGGACGAAGAGGAAGAGGAGGACAAUGUGGACGAAGAGGACGCCAACAACAAUCCACUGGUGGAGGUCCACAGCCCGAACCACCAGCUGACGACGAACACCUUUGAGCGGACGCUAAAGAUCACGCCGUCCAUUGUCCGCCGACUGCCCAUUCGCAGCGGCGACAAGCGCUUUCCGGGGCGCAUUCGCAAGCGGGUUAUUCACAAGAAUGGCAACGUCAACCUGUCUCCGGAGCACGUGGACAAACGCCACCGUCGCUUCAUGCAGGACAUGUUCACCACCAUGGUGGACAUUCGCUGGCGGUGGAACCUGCUCGUCUUCACCAUGGGCUUCCUCAUCAGCUGGUUCAGCUUCGCCGUCGUCUGGUGGCUGAUUGCCUUCUCCCACUCGGACUUUGAGCAUCCAGGCGACCUCAGCUGGUCGCCCUGCGUCAACAACCUAAACUCAUUUGCCAGCGCCAUUCUCUUCAGCAUUGAAACGCAGCACACAAUCGGUUACGGUUCCCGAUACACCACCGAAGAGUGUCCUGAGGCGAUGUUUGUGAUGUGCCUGCAGUCCAUCACCGGGGUGAUGAUUCAGUGCUUUAUGGUGGGCUUUGUCUUCGCGAAGCUUUCCCGACCUCAGAAGCGCUCCCAGACGCUGAUGUUCAGUCGGCAUGCCGUCACCUGUCUGCGAGACGGUAAGCUCUGUCUGAUGUUCCGAGUGGGUGAUCUGCGCGACAAGUCGCACAUCAUCGGCGCGGCCAUCAGUGCCCAGUUGAUUCGUCGAAGGGUGACCGAAGAGGGCGAGGUCAUACCGUACUACCAUCAGUCGCUGUCAGUUCGAUUUGAUGAUGCUGGCACUGAUCUCUUCCUCAUCUGGCCGGCGGUGAUCAUUCACGAGAUAAACUCGGAAAGUCCCUUCUACAUGAUGAACUGCGAGGCAAUGAUGAAGGAGAAAUUUGAAAUUGUUGUCAUCCUCGAGGGCACCGUCGAGUCUACUGGCCAAUCAGUGCAAGCCCGUACAUCGUACCUUCCCGCGGAGAUCCUCUGGGGACAUCGCUUUGAGCAGCUGGUGCAGUACCGCAACGACUCGGGCGAGUUCACCGUCGACUACAGCAAGUUCAACAACACCUUCCCGGUGGACAUUGCCACGUACAGCGGCAAGGAGUUCCACGAGGACCUCCUCCACCGGGAGCGACAGAGGCAGCACCAGUACGGCACUCCGCCCACCUCUCCGCCCACCUCUCCGCCCACCACCACCGGCAAUGGCCAGCAGUACAGCACCGGCGGCAGACCGAGCAUUCCGCCGCCGCCGCCCAGCCAACUGCUCACUGAAUCGCAGCGAGAGCGCAUCAAAUUCUAUGAGCACUAA